AUGGUAUUAACAUACAAAUUCAUAAAGCACGGCGAGAUACGUAAGAGAGUCAGCGACGACAGAUUCGAUUACCAGCAGCUGAAAUCUGUAGCCUCUUAUCUACACUCUGUCCCAGUCUCUGAUAUUAUCCAUUUCCAGUAUAUUGAUAGCGAUGGCGAUAACAUCACACUCACAACAGACGACGAACUUGCAUGUGCAUAUGACGAAUUCGGUGAUGUUUUCACUUUCACCGUCGUAACUGCCACUCCACCAACUUCUGCGUCUAUCAAUUCACCAGUAUAUAGUAACCAUGUAUCUUUUGCCGAACCGCCAAGCACACCGGCACAAUCAGAAGCUUUGCCAGCGUUGGAGGAUAUAAUAUAUUCACCACUCGCGAAUACACGCCAGUCUCUUGACGAUCUGGUCAGAUAUCUUGAUAACUUAUCGCAAAAUGCCGUCUCACAACCGGAAAAGGAGACGUACGAACAUUGCAAGGAACUUGCUGAUAGAUUACGAGCAUUGACGCAGAAUCCGCAUAUCAGCCGUGUUCAUCAACUCACACACGCCAGCAUCGAUACACUCAACAUGACAUUCAACUCGCUUAUAAGAUGCGCGAAAGAGGUACGGGAUGUACUCACUGAUGGCGAAACUGGUGGUAUUCUACCACGCACAUCAUCGCGUGGAACACCACCCCUUGAGGCAUCCACCUACCCGGCUAGAAUCGAUAGCGCUGAGCUACUCCUGCCGGUUCAAGGACCACCAGGACGCUAAUCAUUUUUAAG
Wallemia mellicola CBS 633.66 is the source of this 761-nucleotide messenger RNA. RefSeq lists its product as hypothetical. The record is from RefSeq and is a predicted model, not a curated record. The coding region runs from base 1 to 750 and encodes 249 amino acids. Lineage: Eukaryota; Fungi; Basidiomycota; Wallemiomycetes; Wallemiales; Wallemiaceae. The transcript has a single exon.